GUGUGGCUCAGCUGGAAAACAGGGAACCAGCUGGAGGCUGUUCAUUCAUCUAUACCGACUAGGGUUAGCCUCACACGAACCAGCAUAUCAGUGUUAGCUAGCUUCUUAUUUAGCUGGCUCACAAACAAACAAAAUGGCACAGCUGAAUCAUUAAAAGGGUCCGUCCAACAUGUGAAAAUCUGGCUGCAUUGUGUGAACCAGGAGGGACUCAGACAAUCAUCAGCGCUGCGUAGGAAGUGGUGGCCAAUAAGCAUCAUGUGGUGGGCCUGGCCAUUCCUGCCUGCUCUGGUGCUUCUCUCAGAGCUCUCUGUGGUGAGAGUGCAGACGGCACCGUGCCAGACCUGCCGAAAACUCACAGAGAGCUUCAUCAAGGGCUUGGAGAGAACAGCCAACAAGAACUUUGGGGGAGGAAACACUGCCUGGGAAGAAGAAAAGCUGGCUAAAUAUGCACGCAGUGAGACUCGACUCCUUGAGAUAGUAGAAGCUGCUUGUGAAAAAGCAGAUUUUGAAUGUAACCAGCUGCUGGAGCAGAUCGAAGACCAAGUUGAGACAUGGUGGUUCCACAGGCAGCAGGAAGCACCAGACCUGUCUGAGUGGCUGUGCAUAGAGGAGCUGAGACUCUGCUGUCCACCCGGACGCUUUGGACCUGACUGCAAAGAAUGUCUGUCCAGCCUUGAUGGUGUGUGUGGAGGUCUGGGCCGCUGCGAGGGGGAAGGGACUCGCCUCGGAGAUGGAGAAUGUGUCUGUGAUCCCGGAUACUCGGGACGUCUGUGCCAGAGCUGUGCGGAUGGCUACUACAGAGAGAAAAGCUCCAACAACAGCAUAGGAACCUGUGCAGCUUGCUACCACUCAUGUAAGAAAUGUGCAGGGCCAGAGAGUUAUACAUGCCUCGACUGCAAACCCGGCUGGAUCCUUCAUGACAACAAGUGCGUGGACAUUGACGAGUGUGGAACAGAGCUGGCUCGUUGUCCUUCUAACACCUACUGUCACAACACAGAAGGUUCAUACGAGUGCAGAGGCUGCGACCAGGCAUGUGUUGGUUGCAUGGGUAGUGGCCCUGCCCGCUGUAAGAAAUGUGCCCGUGGCUACAAAUUGAGAGGAGCAAAGUGUCUUGAUAUAGAUGAAUGUAGUGAUCGUGCAAUAGCAUGCCCAGGACUCAAUGAGGCCUGUAUCAAUGAAGAGGGCUCUUUCCACUGUGACUGUGCUGAUGGAUUCAUUAGAAGAGAUAGCAUAUGUGUUGAGAAUAAGCCUCCAGCUGGCCCAGAGAAGGGGCUGUUUGACGACAUGACAGACGAUGAAGUCCUCGUACUGCAGCAGAUGUUCUUUGGCGUUGUUAUUUGUGCCAUAGCUACGCUCGCUGCUAAGGGUGACAUGGUUUUUACGGCCAUUUUCAUCGGAGGUGUAGCUGCCAUGGCUGGAUACUGGCUGACAGAAAAGGGAGACCUAAUGCUGGAUGGAUUUCUCAAGGGACGCUAGACUUUCCAGAGCCUCAAUUGGAAAAGGACACCGGAAUACCAGUUCAGGUGAAUAAGACUGAACUGGGGGCAGGAAAGUAUCCCUGCAAUGCUGACCUUUCAGGGAUUUUUUGGGAGUUACUUGAAAGGACUUGAGUUCAUUUAUGUUUAUGAAUAGGAUAAUAAGGGAGAACUUGAAGGCUGUGAAGCCAUUAAUCUUGGAGGAGGAAUGACAAAGCAACACUGCACUGAUAUAAAGGAGAUGAACUUAGUCCCCUACCUCAACUCUGUUGGGCACAAGGGUGACAUGAAGACCACUACUGAUUGUUAAAAUCUGUUAUGCAUUUGGAUGUCUCAUGCCUCAAUUUUGAAAUGAUGUCGUUUAUUCUUCCACACUAUCGAAACCUCCACUCAUUAUGUCCAUCAUGUUUUUUAUUAUCUCAAAGCUGUAAAGCAGAGGGAAUCCAGAGGGCUGAAUGUGCAUUUCGAUAAAACACCCAAGCUACUGAUGUUAGGAAUUUACUUUAUCGCCCAAAAAGCAAAGUUCAUUGAAACCCUGGGAUGUUUCCAUUAUGAGCUCAUGGUUUAUUUAUUUUCACAGAAUUACACUUUACCUCUUUACCUGCUGAAUGAUUCUCUUUAGUAAUAGUGCAUGAAAAUAGGGUUUGAAAUGAAAGGUACUACACUGUAUGCAUUAUUUUAUUGUCUAAUUUGGCAUGGAAGACUGACUUUACCAGCUGCUGGAUCACCAACACUACUGCUAUCGACCGUUUAAUGAGUGUGUGAAGGAAUGUGCUUUAGGUAAGUACCAACUCUGGAUCUGGAUGACUAAAGCGAUUUUCUGUUGCCUUUUUUAUUUAUUUGAAAGCAAUAUUUAUAUAUUUAAAUUGUUAUCAUAUUUUGUUCUUGACAUUUCCUGUGUAUUUGUGUGUAUUCUCAUUCUGUUUUUUUUCAUCUGGUGAUUUGUAGUUUUAGCAGAUGUAGUAGCAUCAUGUUAGGAGCCCCCAGAAUGUCACUUUUUACCCAACCAUCUGCUGUGUCCUUUGAUUUCUUCAUAGGGAAACUGUUCCACAGUCAUUAUUUGUCAUAUUGGUUUGCUUUACAAUAAAAAGUCUGUCACACUUUAUGAUUUUA
Messenger RNA from Eleginops maclovinus (Patagonian blennie), 2588 nucleotides. RefSeq names its product protein disulfide isomerase Creld1 (gene creld1b). The transcript is spliced from 11 exons. The record is from RefSeq and is a predicted model, not a curated record. NCBI's taxonomy places the organism in Eukaryota, Metazoa, Chordata, Actinopteri, Perciformes, Eleginopidae. Gene Ontology annotation, molecular function: calcium ion binding. Bases 256 to 1476 code for a protein of 406 amino acids.